This is a messenger RNA of Arachis duranensis, 429 nucleotides long. RefSeq lists its product as uncharacterized. NCBI's taxonomy places the organism in Eukaryota, Viridiplantae, Streptophyta, Magnoliopsida, Fabales, Fabaceae. The coding region runs from base 1 to 429 and encodes 142 amino acids. The record is from RefSeq and is a predicted model, not a curated record. The transcript has 2 exons.
AUGGAUUGGGGACGACCAACCUCAGUUACUGAGAUAAGGAGUUUUCUGGGCUUAGUUGGCUACUAUCGGAAAUUCAUCAAAGGUUUCUCGCAGAUAGCUCUGCCGUUAAAAAAGUUAACACGCAAGGAUGUGCCAUUUGUUUGGACUUCUGAGUGUGAAGAGAGCUUUCAAGCGUUGAAGCAAAAGCUGACUACCGCGCCUGUGCUGGUGUUACCUGAGCCGAAUGAACCACUUGAGAAAGAUCUUAAUAUGCGGCAAAGAAGGUGGAUGGAGUUACUGAAGGACUACGACUUUGAGUUGAAUUACCAUCCUGGGAAAGCGAAUGUUGUGGCGGAUGCGCUAAGUCGAAUGUCGUCGUAUGUUGCUCGGAUGAUGCUUCGAGAAGAGGAGUUGCUCAAGGCAUUCGAGAGUCUAAAGAUCGAUGUUUAA